Sodiomyces alkalinus F11 is the source of this 1578-nucleotide messenger RNA. RefSeq names its product eukaryotic and archaeal DNA primase small subunit. The record is from RefSeq and is a predicted model, not a curated record. NCBI's taxonomy places the organism in Eukaryota, Fungi, Ascomycota, Sordariomycetes, Glomerellales, Plectosphaerellaceae. Gene Ontology annotation, cellular component: alpha DNA polymerase:primase complex. Bases 1 to 1578 code for a protein of 525 amino acids. Gene Ontology annotation, biological process: DNA replication, synthesis of primer. The transcript is spliced from 4 exons.
AUGCCACACUCGGUAGCCCUUGACCCUCAAGCAACGACAUCAGAAGACCCGGCCGAAGCCGUUAUGGUCGAGCCCACGACCAGCAAUGGCGACAGCCAGGAUACCGCCGAUGGCGAUGUCGCCAUGGAAGACACCACAGAGGAACCCACAGCUGAAAAGGCACCAACAGCAGCAACGCAUCCGAAGAAAGACGUCAAACUGGAGGACCUGUUUGCAGAUGUGGACUCGGACGAGGAGUUUCCAAGCUCGAGGCCAAACGAUGUGCCUCCAAUGAGUUCCCCUCCUGCUAUUUUGCCUCCGUUCCCGUCCGACGUCAUUGCGAUGAACGCAUCCGAUCCCGAGAUAAUGCGCGCCUUCUAUCAGCGUUUAUUUCCAUGGAGGCAGCUCUUCCAAUGGCUCAACCACAGCCCAACACCUACCAACGACUUUGCCCACCGCGAAUUUGCCUUCACUCUACAGAAUGACGCCUACUUGCGAUACCAAGCGUUUCCUACCCACGACCUACUCCGCAAAGACAUCCUAAGACUGAUGCCCUCCCGUUUCGAAAUCGGUCCUGUCUACACCACGAAUCCCCGCGACCGCAAGACCCUGCGAAACUCGAGCGCUUUCAAGCCCCUGGCCAAGGAGUUGUGCUUCGAUAUCGACUUGACGGACUAUGACGAGAUCCGAACGUGCUGCGACAAGGCUAAUAUCUGCAAAAAGUGUUGGCAGUUCAUGACCAUGGCGAUCAAAGUCCUCGAUGUGGCAUUACGGGACGAUUUCGGUUUCAAACACAUCAUGUGGGUGUACUCAGGUCGGCGAGGUGUCCACGCAUGGGUAUGCGACAAGAGUGCGAGAGCCAUGCCAGAUCAAAUGCGUAAGGCCAUCGCUGGAUAUCUUGAAGUCAUCAAAGGUGGUGCGCAGAGCUCGAAGAAGGUCAACCUCUGGAGGCCGCUGCAUCCUCACCUUGUGCGGAGCUUGGAAAUUCUCAAGACGCACUUUCAAGAAGACGUCCUCGAAGCCCAGGACCCUUGGGCUAACCCCGAGCGCGCUGAGCGGCUUCUGCAGCUCCUACCGGACAAGCUGCUCAAUGAAGCGCUUCGCAAGAAGUGGGACUCAGCGCCUGGCCGCUCCUCAACGUCCAAGUGGGCAGAUAUCGACACGGUCGCCAAAAGCGGCGUCAGCAAGAAACUCGACGCCACCGCCCUCAAGGAGGCUAAGCAGGACAUCGUCCUCGAGUACACAUACCCACGCCUCGAUAUCGAGGUAUCAAAGAAGCUCAACCAUUUGCUCAAGUCGCCUUUCGUCGUCCACCCUGGAACGGGCCGCGUCUGUGUCCCCAUCGACACGCGGGCGCUUGAUGAAUUCGACCCCACAGAUGUCCCGACUGUGCAGAGCCUGCUGGCCGAGAUUGAUGCUUGGAAGGGUGAGGACGGUGUGGGCGUGGAGGGCGUGGAGGGGCAGAAGAGCGUGCAGGACUGGGAGAAGACGAGCCUGAAGCCGUAUGUCGAGCUUUUCCGGUCUUUUGUCGUCGGUCUCAUGAAGGAUGAGAGGGAUGUGAAGGUCAAGCGGAAGCACGAGGAGUCGAUCCAAUUUUGA